UCACAUCCGCCGGCCGCGGCGCCUCAGAUGGAUCGGGGGUCGGGAGGCGGUGAGACGUGGCCGGGCAGUCAUCCCGGAUCAGGCGAAAUGCUCGACGUGAGCGAGGAGAGCGGCAGCGAGUGGAGACGGCGGCGGAGACGGGAGGAGGCGCUGGGCUUCAGGCCGCAGAAGGAGAUCCUGUACAACCAGCUGCUGCCGUACGCGGAGCGUCUGGACCGGGAGUCCAACUACAUCCUGGGCCAGAUCAAAGGCAACCUGGGCCGGGCCGUGCAGCUCCGGGAACUCUGGCCUGGAGUUUUAUUCUGGACAAGAAAGCUGUCAACAUAUAUCCGAUUAUAUGGAAGAAAAUUCAGUAAAGAAGAUCACGUUCUAUUUGUUAAGCAGGUGUAUGAAUUGGUUGUCAUGCCUAAACUUGAAAUUAGCAUGAUGCAAGGAUUCACACGAUUGUUAAUCAGUUUACUCAAAAAAAAAGAACUCUUAUCAAGAGAAGACUUGCAGCUGCCAUGGAGACCAUUGUAUGAAAUGAUGGAAAGAAUUUUGUACUCAAAGACAGAACACCUUGGACUAAAUUGGUUUCCAAACUCCAUAGAAAAUGUAUUGAAGACACUGGUGAAGUGCUGUCGACCGUAUUUUCCAAAUGAAGCUACAGCAGAGAUGUUAGAUGAAUGGAAGCCAUUGAUGUGUCCUUUUGAUGUUACUAUGCAGAAAGCAGUCAGCUAUUUUGAAAUGUUUCUUCCUACCACGCUCCCCCCUCAUCUGCAUCAUAAAGGAUUCAGGCUUUGGUUUGAUGAAUUAAUACACCUUUACAUCACUGUUCAAAACCUCCCUCAAUGGGAAGGGAAUCUGGUAAACCUGUUUGCACGCUUGGCUAUGGAUAACAUUGGGUACAUAGAUUGGGAUGAAUACAUUCCAAAGAUUUUCACCAGAUUUUUGAGAAGCUUAAAUCUGCCAGUAGGAAGUAGCCAAGUUUUAAUUUCCAAAUAUUUGUCAAGUGCUUAUGAUAUUGGCCAUGUGGUGGUUUGGAUCACUUCCAUGCUGGGUGGUCCCAGUAAAUUAGCACAGAAGCAUUUGAAUGGAUUUUUUAACAGCAUUGCAUCCUUCUAUCAUCCUUCUAAUAAUGGGAGAUGGUUGAUGAAACUAAUGAAAUUGUUACAACGCUUGCCUGCUAGUGUUGUGAGAAGAUUGCACAGAGAGCGGUACAAAAAGGAAAGUUGGCUAAAUGUUGUACCAGAUAGCCACAAACUGACAGAGCAGGACAUUACUGAUUUUGUGGAAAGCAUCAAGCAACCUGUAUUGCUUGCUAUGUUCAGUAAGACUGGAAGUCUGGAGGCUGCUCAGGCCCUUCAAAAUUUGGCUUUGAUGCGGCCAGAGCUGGUCAUCCCACCUGUACUUGAAAAAACAUAUCCUGCAUUGCAAACUUUAACAGAACCUCACCAACUCACAGCGACCCUAAGCUGUGUAAUAGGAGUUGCUCGCAGUCUGGUUUCUGGAGGAAAAUGGUUCCCUGAAGGCCCAACACACAUGCUACCUCUAUUAAUGAGAGCCCUACCCGGAGUGGACCCAAAUGAUUUCAGCAAGUGCAUGAUCACAUUCCAAUUUAUAGCUACAUUUUCUACUCUUGUGCCUUUGGUGGACUGUUCGUCAGUUUUGCAAGAGAGAAAUGAUCUUUCAGAGGUAGAGAGGGAGCUUUGCUCAGCCACAGCUGAAUUUGAAGAUUUUGUUCUUCAAUUUAUGGACAGAUGUUUUGCUUUGAUUGAAAUUAGUACACUGGAACAAACAAGAGAAGAGACAGAAACUGAGAAGAUGACUCAUUUGGAAAGCUUGGUGGAAUUGGGACUCUCUUCAACUUUUAGUACAGUUCUCACACAGUGCUCCAAAGAGAUUUUUCUGGUUGCUUUGGAUAAGGUGUUUAACUUUGCUACAACCAAUAUUUUUGAAACCCGUGUUGCUGGCAGAAUGGUGGCAGACAUGUGUCGGGCAGCUUCUAAGUGUCGUCCUGCAGCUGCUCUAAAGCGAUUUGUACCACACUGCUGUAAUGUAAUAGCCCAACUAACCAUCAAUGAUGAUGUGUUCCAGGAACAGGAGUUAGAUAAGGAACUGCUUUGGAAUCUCCAACUGUUAUCAGAGAUAACACGUGUAGAUGGUGAUAAGUUGCUACCUUACAAGGACCAACUUAUAAAGAUUCUGCAAAGAACACUGCACCUGAAAUGUAAGCAGGGAUAUAUUCUCGCUGGAAACCUGUUGCAUCAUCUACUUCGUUCAACUACACUAAUCUAUCCGACAGAGUACUGCAGUGUGCCAGGUGGUUUUGAUAAAGCUUUCACAGAGUACUUGCCAAUUAAGGAUUGGGGAAGACCUGGAGACCUGUGGAAGUUAGGAAUUCAGUGGCAUGUGGCUUCUCCCGAGGAGAUCAACUUUGCAUACUAUUUGUUGGACAACUUUCUUCAGCCAGAGCUGCGCAAGCUGCAGCAAUAUGCCGGUGGCGAUAUAGAAAUGUCAAGAGAUGAUGUACAUCAGAGUUUGUGUAUCGUGCAGAACUGCCUGAUGGGCUCAGGGAGCCUGUUGCCUUUCUUGGGAGGAGACCCCAUUCGUGGCUUGGCUCCAACUUUGAUGUCUUUGGAAGAGACCAAACUCUGCACUGGUAUUAACUAUGAUACUUCAAGAGAAAACUACAGGGAGAUAAUUGCCCAAGUAAUAAGAAAACUAUUACACUACAUGUUAGAUAACUCUGAAGAUGACACUAAGUCUUUAUUUGUAAUAAUUAAGAUCAUGGGAGAUUUGCUGCAGUUUCGUGGUUCUUAUAAGCAUGAGUUUGACUCUAGGUGGAAAAGCUUUAACCUUGUGAAAAAAUCCAUGGAGAACAGGCUGCAUGGAAAGAAACAGCAUAUCCGAGCACUGCUGAUUGAUCGAGUUAUGCUGCAACACGAGCUGCGAACUUUGACUGUUGAAGGCUGUGAAUACAAAACAAUACACAGUGACCUGAUGCGAGAUCUCCUGCUAUUGUCAACCAGCACAUACAGUCAGGUGCGUAGUAAAGCCCAGCAAGUUUUCUUCACAGCCUUGGGGACUUACAAUUUUUGCUGUCGAGAUCUUAUUCCACUGGUGCUGGAAUACUUGCAUCCUGACAGACAGAAUAUAAGUCAACAACAAUUGAAAGGUGCUUUGUACUGUCUUCUUGGUAAUCACAAUGGAGUCUGCCUGGCCAAUCUUCAUGACUGGGACUGCAUUGUUGCUACAUGGCCAGCAAUAGUCUCCUCAGGACUCAGCAAAGCAAUGUUUUUGGAGAAGCCUUCCAUAGUACGUUUAUUUGAUGACCUUGCAGAGAAGAUACAUCGACAGUAUGAAACCAUCGGCCUAGAUUUUGGAAUUUCAGAUCGUUGCGUGGAAAUAGCUGCAUCCUUGUCCCAGGCAAAUAACCCAAGUUCUAUAAUGCCUCUUCUCACUGCUGAAGAGAUUGAAAAUGGAAUUCAGAACCAAGUAGCAAGAAAUAAUGAGUCCUUAAGGAAUUAUAAGAAGCUAAUAGAUACCUUACUGGACUUGCUUGACCAGCGGAACUUACCAUGGAAAUUUGAACAAAUAGCCAUUGGUUUCCUCUCCCUGUUACUGAGAGAUGAUGUCCCACUACCUACAAGAGGAAUCAAGUUCUUUAUUCAGAGUCUUAAUCAUGAUGCUUUAGUAGUCCGGAAGAUGGCAAUAUCUGCUGUGGCUGGCAUCAUGAAGCAGCUGAAGAGACCUCACAGAAAAAUAGAGAUUGAUCCAUACACUGUUUAUGGCUCUCGUCCAGCAAUAACCCAGCCAGGAGACAGGCCUGAUAACAAGUGGCUUCAUUACGAUAGCUCCAAUUUGCCAAGGACUAAGGAUGAAUGGGAAGCCUGCUUAUUUGUGGAAAAGACACACUGGGGGUACUAUACAUGGCCUCAGAAGCUGCUUGUUUAUGCCCCAGUGGAUCAACAACCUAAACUAGGAAGAAGUCAAAGCGAAAUGUCAGAGGCAGAACAAGUAAUUUAUGACCAUUUCUCUGACCCACAAUUUAUGGAGCAAUUGAUUAAAUUCUUAUCCUUGGAAGACCGAAAAGGGAAGGACAAAUUUAAUCCACGCAGAUUUUGUCUGUUCAAGGGUUUGUUCAGAAACUUUGAUAUGGCCUUUUUAUCAGUGUUAAAGCCACAUAUGGAACGUCUUGUCUCAGAUUCUCAUGAAAGUGCACAGCGGUGUGUCGCUGAAAUCAUUGCUGGACUAAUCCGAGGUUGUAAACACUGGGGGUAUGAAGAGGUGGAACAGCUAUGGAAAAUUCUCUGUCCGUUUUUGAGAACUGCCUUGUCCAACAUCACAGUAGAGACCUACAGUGACUGGGGAACAUGCAUUGCCACGGCUUGUGAGAGUAGGGACCCUCGUAAACUUCAUUGGCUAUUUGAAUUGUUAAUGGAAGCCCCAUUGAGUGGAGAAGGAGGAUCAUUUGCAGAUGCUUGCCGACUCUACGUUUUGCAGGGUGGUUUGGCGCAGCAAGAAUGGAGAGUGCCUGAACUAAUGCAUAGGCUCCUUCAAUAUCUUGAGCCGAAACUCACUCAAGUUUAUAAAAACGUGCGAGAAAGAAUCGGAAGCGUUUUAACGUAUUUAUUUAUGAUCGACAUCACUUUACCAAAUUCAAAUCCAACUCUGUCACCACACGUAUCUGAAUUCACCAGUCGUAUCUUAGAGCAACUUAAGCCCCUUAUAGAAAUUGACGAAGAAAUUCAAAAUCACGUUGUUGAAGAAAAUGGUUUUGGGGAGCAGGAUGAAAGGACACAAGCCAUUAAACUUCUGAAAACAGUGCUGAAAUGGUUAAUGGCAAGCGCAGGAAGGUCAUUCUCUACGGCAGUUGCAGAGCAGCUCCAACUCAUGCCGCUUUUAUUCAAGAUUGCUCCUGUGGAAAAUGAUGAGAACUAUGAUGAACUUAAAAGGGAUGCAAAAAUGUGUUUAUCACUUAUGUCUCAGGGAUUGUUGUAUCCUGAACAAGUGAUCAUGGUGCUAGAUGUUAUAAAACAGAUAUCAGAGAGCAGUUCUUGGCAUACAAAGUACACUGUCCUAACCUACCUUCAAACCAUGGUAUUCUACAAUUUGUUUGUUUUUUUGGACAAUGAACAGGCAGUCAAAGAUGUGAGAUGGCUGGUUAUAAAACUCUUGGAAGAUGAACAGUUAGAGACCAGAGAAAUGGCUGCCACCACCCUGAGUGGUCUGUUACAGUGCAACUUCCUGACCAUGGAUUCCUCCAUGCAGAGUCAUUUUGAACAGCUCUGCAAGACCAGACUUCCGAAGAAGAGAAAGAGAGACCCAGGCAUAGCAGUGGAUACAAUUCCUCCAGCAGAUUUGGUUCGUCGACAUGCUGGAGUAUUGGGACUAAGUGCCUGCAUUUUAUCAAGCCCGUAUGAAGUGCCAACUUGGAUGCCACAACUUCUGAUGAACCUCAGUGUUCACCUUAAUGAUCCACAACCUAUCGAGAUGACAGUGAAGAAAACUUUAUCCAAUUUUCGAAGAACUCACCACGAUAACUGGCAAGAACACAAGCAGCAAUUCACAGAUGAUCAGUUGGUGAUUCUUGCAGAUCUCCUUGUGUCACCAUGUUAUUAUGCCUGAGAAGAUAGUAGUUCUGUUGACACAGAUGGAAAGGAGUCUUGGUGCUACUGUUAAUGAACUAAGGAGAACAUUUGUUUUGUACAUACGCCUGAGAAUCCCUUUAGCCGUAUCAAUCUUCUGAAGACCCAAGAAGCUGCAAAUAUAAUCUUUUUGUUCCCUUAAAGACACGGAUCUUUUUCAGUCCAAAUACAUACAAAUUUACAGAACAGCAGAAAAUGUGUACGUAUGUAAAUGUUUAGUAGAUUUUCACUAAUAUAUAGACAGUUUUUUUGCUUACUUACAAAAACAUUGUAAUUAAACAAAAGUCAUUCUGCUGAAUUUGUAAAAUUCUUGUACAGUUUUGGCUCAACUUCCUCAAUUUCUUGACUGCUCUUAUGACAGCUCCAGUGGCUAUUUCAUAACUUAUAUGUAGAGCUGUAAGAAAUGUAAAAACUGUAGAAACAGGAGAUGAGCUAAUACAUUUGUACAAAAUGUAAUCUUUAAAGACAUAGUCUUGUGAUCUUGAGAUUCAUUUGUAGAAUGGUGUAAACUUAAUAGUGGUUUUGUCUUCAAGUCAUGUGCUUUACUCAUAGUUAUAUGGUUUAUGCUUUCGAGAAAAUGUUUUAGCCCCAGCUUUGCUAAACUUGAGAGGGUUUAUUGUGCUGUCGGUCUUGGUGUGUUUAAAUAAUUUUAAUGUGUAUCAAUAUUUUCUGUUUUUUUUAUCCAAUUUGUUUUUACCUAUAUUUGCUUUUUUCAGCUAGUAAACAUUGGUUACAUAUGAUGUGUGGAGGCAUUACAUGUAUCCUUUGGAUGAUUAGCUUUAUGAUAAACUAUGGGUAAAAUGUCAGAUCAUAUUAUUGUGCAGUUGCUCAUUAUAACAUGUCAAAGACUUAACCACUAUAUAGGAUAGUGCUGAAAAGAAGUGGUUUUUGAUGUACUAUUUG
Molecule: messenger RNA, 6533 nt
Organism: Hemiscyllium ocellatum (epaulette shark)
Lineage: Eukaryota; Metazoa; Chordata; Chondrichthyes; Orectolobiformes; Hemiscylliidae
Product: proteasome activator complex subunit 4-like
Exons: 47
Coding region: 28-5610 (1860 amino acids)
Biological process (GO): proteasomal ubiquitin-independent protein catabolic process
Cellular component (GO): nucleus; spermatoproteasome complex; cytosol
Molecular function (GO): proteasome binding; peptidase activator activity
Source: RefSeq, a predicted model, not a curated record